AUCUACCGUCUUCAUUGCGUUACUGUGCAUUCUCCUACAAGCAUCGCAAGAGAACGUGCGAAGAUGGGUCCUGCGAAGAACAGAGUGUUUGUUGUUGGAGUGGGCAUGACGAAGUUUGAAAAACCAGGUGCAAGAGACAUUGAUUACCCGGAUAUGGCCAAAGAAGCAGGUGAGAAGGCUCUGGCUGAUGCUGGGAUCCCAUAUUCUGCCGUAGAACAAGCCUGUGUGGGCUAUGUAUACGGUGACUCUACGUGUGGACAGAGAGCGAUCUACCACAGCCUGGGUCUGUCUGGCAUCCCCAUUGUCAACGUUAACAACAACUGCUCCACCGGCUCCACGGCGCUCUUCAUGGCCCGCCAGCUGGUCCAGGGAGGUCUGGCUGACUGUGUUCUUGCUCUGGGCUUUGAGAAGAUGGAGAGAGGCUCUCUUUCAUCCAAGUACAUGGACAGGAUAAACCCCAUGGACAAGCAUAUGGAGGUGAUGAUCAACCGCUAUGGCAUGGCAGCCGCUCCUGCCGCCCCGCAGAUGUUUGGAAACGCCGGCAGAGAACACAUGGAAAAAUACGGCACAAAACCAGAGCACUUUGCCAAAAUCGCCUGGAAGAACCACAAGCAUUCCAUCAACAACCCAUAUUCUCAGUUCCGUGAUGAAUACAGUCUGGAUCAAGUCAUGAAAUCUAGAAAGGUCUUUGAGUUCCUCACUCUGCUGCAGUGUUGCCCCACAUCUGAUGGAGCUGGAGCCGCGGUGUUGGCCAGUGAGGCCUUUGUGAGACGUCAUGGGCUAGAGGGGAAGGCGGUGGAGAUUGUGGCUCAGGAGAUGGUCACGGAUCUGGCCACUACAUUUGAGGAAAACAGCUGCAUUAAGAUGGUGGGUUAUGACAUGACCCGGCUGGCGGCCAAAAAGUGUUUCGAGGUGGCCGGCUUGACGCCGGAGGACGUUGAUGUCAUCGAACUACACGACUGCUUCUCCGCCAACGAGCUGAUCACCUAUGAAGCCCUGGGCCUGUGUCCCGCAGGUAAAGCAGGAGAGCUGAUUGACCGAGGAGAUAACACUUAUGGAGGCAAAUGGGUGGUCAACCCCAGUGGAGGACUUAUCUCUAAAGGACACCCUCUGGGUGCCACAGGUCUGGCUCAGUGCGCGGAGCUUUGUUGGCAGCUGCGUGGGGAGGCAGAACAGAGGCAGGUCGCAGGGGCAAAGGUCGCCCUGCAACACAACAUUGGUCUUGGAGGAGCAGUGGUGGUGACACUCUACAAAAUGGGUUUCCCACAGGAAUCUGGACGGUCUCAGAUUUCAGCAGUGCUUACCAGCGCAGCAACCAGUGAGCUGGAAGGUUUCAAAUCCUAUGCUGUCUUCAAGGAGAUUGAGAAUCAGCUAAAGGAGGGUGGGGAGCAGUUUGUGAAGAAGAUUGGUGGCGUUUUUGCCUUUAAGGUUAAGGAUGGUCCUGGGGGGAAGGAGGCGGUGUGGAACGUGGAUGUGAAAAAUGGGAAAGGCUCUGUUGACAACGACCCAGGUAAAAAAGCAGACUGCACCAUCUCCAUGUCAGAUGCUGACCUGUUGGCCUUAAUGACGGGCACGAUGAACCCACAGACCGCUUUUUUCCAGGGAAAGCUUAAGAUCACUGGCAAUAUGGGAAUGGCAAUGAAGCUCCAGAACCUUCAGCUGACUCCAGGCAAAGCCAAACUGUGAGACUGUGAGCCAGUGCUGGCCCUGCUAGUAAAAGUCUGACGAAGGUUGACAGAGCUAGGCUGGGAAUGGCCAAACUCAGAGAUUCAGAAAAAUUCUGAUUGUCAUAGAACGUAGUUUUACCUCCUCAACAUUUAAGCUCUUUUCAAGAACUUUUUUUAAUGUGGGCAAGGGGGAUUAUAUCUUAAUACACAACCAAUGAAAUUUGAAAUAGUUGAGAAUAAAUUAUUAUUCUCCCAUCGAUGAUCUUUAUCGAGUUGAAAGCGCACAAAAUUCCGAGGCAUUUAUAACAAUGUCAUUCUUUAAAAACAUAUUUGUUUAAAAAAACAGAAACAUAAGUGCCCUGUGGAUCAUUUCUACAAGUUAAGGUUCAUAAGGCUGAAGCCUUCUCAUGUCCAGUCACAUCUGGGAUCAAAUGUCUGGGCUUCAUGUGAAGGCACAGCUGAUUCAUCCCCUCUGUCUUUACUAUCACACUGUGUGCCUAUGACGUCUAAACGAGAGACUAAUCUGUCAUCUGUAUCUCACAACUGUUAAGCACUGUAAAGAAACAAACAAAUAUGUAUGUGUAUUAAAAUGUCUGGAAACUGCUUUUUUAUGUAAACUCAGAGUUCAGAAUGUAAUACCUCAGUGAAAUACCAUCAUACAUCUGAUACUGAGAAUAUUUUUCCCUCCCCCCUUCGGCCCUGUACAUUCUUGCAAAACGGUUAUGCCUGACUUCCGGUCCAUUUUAUGCAGCAGCUGAUUUCAAGGGUUAAUUAAUAGUUGUUAUACAACAUAUGGGGCGAUUGUGUCUGUCGGGAAUUGUGUGCCCUUGCCAACUGUGACACAGAAAUGUUUGCACAAAUUAUGAGAAAAGAUGAUUUCUAAUAAACUUACCUAAUAUUGACGAAAA
Molecule: messenger RNA, 2575 nt
Organism: Chanos chanos (milkfish)
Lineage: Eukaryota; Metazoa; Chordata; Actinopteri; Gonorynchiformes; Chanidae
Gene: scp2a
Product: sterol carrier protein 2a
Exons: 16
Coding region: 64-1686 (540 amino acids)
Molecular function (GO): acyltransferase activity, transferring groups other than amino-acyl groups
Source: RefSeq, a predicted model, not a curated record